Messenger RNA from Frankliniella occidentalis (western flower thrips), 1203 nucleotides. RefSeq lists its product as uncharacterized. NCBI's taxonomy places the organism in Eukaryota, Metazoa, Arthropoda, Insecta, Thysanoptera, Thripidae. The record is from RefSeq and is a predicted model, not a curated record.
AUCGUCUUGAAAGACUUAUGAGAACAUCAGUAAUUUGACCUUUGGCAAAGCCCGUUUCAAUAGUCGUGAGUGCUGGACGUCUGUGAUCGUUCGCCGGUGUGGUUCCCGCCGCGGACUAUUGCUGCCGAUUGCUGCGUACUUCCCCGAGAUGGACUCAGCGAGAAAGCGGUCCGCAUCGUCAGCCAGCGGCAGCGGCGACCCACAGCCACCACCGAAGGCAGUGCGACCUGCCCGUGCUGCCGGAGCCAGGCCAAUGUGGUGCGUGCGAUGUUGGGCGCGACCGGCUGACGGCUGUACCGGAGACCACCGCAUCCUCUCCGUCAAAGGGGCUCAUCAAGAGGCUGCGGUGGCUCUUGCUGACACUCAGCGAGCGUUAAAGCUGUGCCAGACUCGUCUCGAUACCGUUUUGGGCGCUUGCGAGCCAAUCAUGCUGAUGGCUCAAAUCGAAUGGCAGGAGGAUUCUGAAAACUACUGUACCUUAGAAGGAGGAUGGUUGACUAUCAGAAUCUGCUCCAUUGACGGCGUACUCACAGAUGAAGAGAAAGAGGCCGUUACCGUGGCCUUGGAGGCUGGGGAGUUGGAGUGCGAAUGGUCUGAGCACGGCCCGGAGGACGGUGUGGUGGCUGCGCAUGGUAGUCUCGACAUAGCGCGCAUGGCUAAAGUGCUGCCGAAGCUACCCCGCUGCGUAGAAGGGCAGAAGCUGCACAUCGGCUCAAUUGUGUAUUUCUCGAAGGCCCAAGGCGACUUCUAUAUCUAUGACAAGGCUGCGUUCAUCAACAAAAGUGACUUGCGUCGUGGGGCCCGUAUACUCGGACGAGUGACGCAGGGAGUGGACGUGCUCCGUGUGUCCGCUAAUUUAGACUCCGACGAUUCGAUUUACCGCGAAAUGGACGUCAUUUAUGGGAAUCCUAUGACUACCCAGCUCAAGAGCGUGAAAUUUGUCGAGAGCAAGGCGCAUGCCUGACUUUCUGGCUUGAAUUUCUAGCACUGAACUUGCACAAUGGUUCCUGUUUCUGCGUGUUGUCCCAUGUAAACUUUCAUCUGUCCUACGUUUUUGACCUUUAAAGUGUGAUUUUGUUUUUGACUAAGGUGUGACUACAUGCCUAUUGCAUUACUUCUUGCUCCCCUUACCAUGUAGCUCUUAUUUUUGUGUCCAUACACGCUAAUUAGUAAUAAAAAUGCUGAUAUUUUCUGUUGCCUGAA